UCAUUGACCUCAGAUUAAAGCCAUCCAUGAUCGUAUUAUUAGAGAUAACUCGAGCGAAGGGAAAUUCUACGUGUAGAAGCGAUAAUGUAGAUUUUCUGUGGUCUUGAAGUCUGACAUCCAAACCUCUUGUUGGGAGGAAAAAAAUGAAAAGAAUUGACGUCGUUUUUUCCCUCAUACUCACUCACACCUACGAGUACAGGCGAGGGGGAGGGGCUUGGUCAGGCACAAACCUGUCCCCUCCCCUCCUUCAGUCUUUAAGGGCACACAAAGCCUCUCAAUCCGAUCCCACCACACCACAGCACACCACACCAAAACUUCCACCUCACUUCCUCUCUACAAACUCUUGAAAUCUUCCCAACUUGUCGUCUCAGUCCAAGAAUCUCCGCUUUGCUUUGCGCACCACAAACCAGGUUAAUCCAUAGCCGCCAAAAUGCCUGAGAAAUGGGGUAAGUUGCGCACAAAGUACUUUGAACUUCUACAUCGUGAUGGGCACUUUCCACUGCGCGAUGCAUCUUGAGGUUCAUCCGCAAAUUUGGGCGAUACACUCAAGAUCGACGCUGCAGGAGACGUUGCACAGUCAUCACUUCCUUGACCUCCAUUUGACUGACCGCUCUUUUUAGACGAAGAGGAGUCGUCCGACGAUAGUUCCACCGGUGCCUCGACCACUCCUGUGGCCGCUGCGGUUGUUCGACGUGGCAAAUUCGACGAUGAGGAGGAAGGGGACAGCGAUGUACGUUUUAUCAAAGUUGUCAACUUACACAGCCAUGAAUGUUAUGCUGAUGGAAACUAGGUCCUGGACAGCUGGGAUGCCGCAGAGGACUCCGAAGUUGAGCGCGAGAAAGCCAAAGUAGCGGCAGCGAAGAAGGCCAAGGCAGACGCAGAGGAGAAAGCCAACAAGAAGACAAAGGCUCAGCGCAUCGCAGAAAGACAAGCCGAAAAUGCACGAAGAUUGGCAGAGGAUAAUUCCGACGAGAGCAGCGAGGAGGACGAGGCCGCGAGACGAGAGCGCCUUCGAAGAACUGAGCAAGAUUCAGAUCUCAAGCACGCCGAAGAUCUCUUUGGAAACAUUGGUAUCAGUAACAGUCGCAAGGCCACCACCGCAGCCAACGCCGUUGUUGUGAACUCGAAUGACCCAACCGCAACCGUCGAUCUCACUACCCUUUCACUAUUUGACCCCAAGACCAAACUGCAAUUCGAAAAGAUGCGCGACACACUCGUCCCGGUCAUCUCAAAUAACAACAAGAAGGCCCAUUACACCAUCUUCCUACAGGAAUUCGCAAAGCAGUUAGCCAAGGACCUCCCAAGCGAUCAAAUCAAGAAAAUCGCUAGCACAUUGACUGCCUUGAGCAACGAGAAGAUGAAGGAGGAGAAGCUUGCGGAGAAAGGAGGCAAGAAGAGCAAGGCUCAAAAGACAAAGGCUACACUGGUUGCAACCCGCAAUGUCUCUGCUGUUGCUGAUGUCAAUGCCUAUGACGACGAUUUCGGAGAGUAAGUUAAGCAAUCCCUAGAUCAGACUACAAGAUACUAAUCUACUCCAGUGAUGAUUUCAUGUGAAGCAGGACCACGAGAACACUUUUCGCGCUCUGCCUCUUUUCAAAAGCAAAUUUACCAGCAACGCGAGGCGCCUAUGGUCUUCACCAAAAGCAAGUCACACCACAGUCGGGACACUUGUUCACCGUGAUUUGAUGCAUUACGAGUGGGGGGAUCAGCUUCCACCCAGGUGCAGGCAACUUGCCAAUUCCCAGGCCUUGGGGGCCAGAUAAUCACGACGGGAUGGAUGGAUGUUCCUGAGGUUGCAGCCAAGAAAUAUUACAUGGGGCUCUCUUUUUAUUUUGUCGUUCCAUUUUAGAUGGCAUGAUCCUCAUGGGUUUGUAGAAUGCGUGCAUUGUGCCUUGACUUGACUUGGCAAGCGUCGUUUUGUUGCUAUAUGCUUUACCUUUUGAAUCUGAGCAAGACUGGGCAUUGGGGAGGAAUGCUUUUCUAGUAUGGAGAUAGGAAGUAAUUAGUUGAGUAGUUUAUUCUAUGAGAAUUGCAUGGCUUUGCGUAU
Hymenoscyphus albidus is the source of this 2047-nucleotide messenger RNA. The record is from the annotation of a GenBank genome assembly. Lineage: Eukaryota; Fungi; Ascomycota; Leotiomycetes; Helotiales; Helotiaceae.